Molecule: messenger RNA, 2481 nt
Organism: Choloepus didactylus (southern two-toed sloth)
Lineage: Eukaryota; Metazoa; Chordata; Mammalia; Pilosa; Megalonychidae
Gene: ZNF114
Product: zinc finger protein 114
Exons: 5
Coding region: 525-1748 (407 amino acids)
Biological process (GO): negative regulation of transcription by RNA polymerase II
Molecular function (GO): DNA-binding transcription repressor activity, RNA polymerase II-specific
Source: RefSeq, a predicted model, not a curated record
UUGCUUAACAGCAGCCUUAGCAAACGGGAACAGGGUGCAAGAGGGAGGCUGAGGACUCUCUAUCGGGUCUGUUUCAGUACUUUUGCAGGACAGAGAAAACCCUUUCUUUUAUCGGGAGCGAGCCAGGCAGGCGGGGCGAUUGCUCUGACCUCGGGACCUUGCCGAGUGCGCGGGGGGCGGGCGCCGAGCCGGAGCCGGGAGGCAGGAGAGGCUGGAGGGGAGCGUGAGAACCUCGCUGGGGAAGCCGGCCGGAAGCUGCUGCGUUGUUCCUGUUGCCUCCAAGUAACAAGGAGGACCCUCAGCUGGGAGCGUCUGGGGAGAAAGCGCUGCGGGCCAGGCGAAUCUGCUCCGGGUGGGCUCAGGCCCCCAGCGCCCGGAGAGGUCCAUCGCCCCUGUCUGCAGCGCGCUGAGGCUGCUCCGCCCGCACAGCCCAGGAGCCGGCGCUGGGGAAAUGCUUUGCCUGGUUCAGCCUCUUUUGAGGAAACACAGAGAAACAAGGAUCAGCAGCUGUGUUGGUGAUAAGCAUGUCACAGGAUUCAGUGACCUUUGGGGAUGUAGCCAUGAACUUCACCAAGGAGGAGUGGGCUUUGCUGAAUCUUGCACAGAGAAAACUCUACAGGGAUGUGAUGCUGGAGAACUAUUGGAACUUGGUCUCUGUGGAUUGGCUGACUCAACUUGAAACCAAAGACUCAGCCCCUCAGCAGAACAUUUUUGACACAGAAACAUUCUAUGAAGCAAAUCCAGGAUGUCUCACAAGCAGUGAUUCCUGGUCUUGCACAUUAGAAGAAGACUGGAAAUGCCACAAAAUAGAGGACCUGGGCAAGCAAAGAAAGCGACAUUUGAAGCAAGUUGCAUUUGCCCAAAAGAAAGCAGACUCUGAAUGCCAUGAAAUGAGGGGCAACUCCCAACCAAGCUCAAAGCUUGCUCCUUCAGAGGGAAAUUCCACAAGAAAAUACAUCUGUCUAUGUGACUCGAAUAUUUUCAAACAUAAUUCUGUCUUCAACAACGAGAAAAUCUACAAAAGCAAUGAAUAUGAUAGAGCCUCAUGGCAAAAUGUUUUAUUUAUUCCAUAUGAGAGAACCCAAAUAGAGAGGAAAUCGAGUGCGUGGACUGAAACUCAGAAUAAUGUGCUUCAUAUACACAACAAAAUUCAUAUGACACUGAACAUUCAUGAGUGGAAUCAAUUUGGAAAAGCUGUCAGUGAAGACUUGUCCCUUAGAACAUGCAGGAGUGCUCACCUCAGAGAGAAAAUUUAUGAGUCUAAUCAGUGUGGGAACACCUUCAGAAAUAACUCAAUCCAUGUUGCACAGAGGAGACCAUAUUCUGAAGAGACAAACAAUGAGAAUAAUGAAAGUGGAAAAACCUUUGCCCAAAUUCCAAAUUCUGAUUCACACAGGAGAACUAGCAUCGGCAGGAAAAACUAUAAGUGUUGCGAUUGUAGGAAAGGUUUUGUUUAUCAGUCAUUCCUUACAAGACACAUGAAAAUUCACACCGGAGAGAAACCCCAUGAAUGUAAGCAGUGUGGGAAGGCCUUUAAAUAUUCUUUACACCUUAAUAAACAUUUAAGAAAGCACAUGGUGAAGAAGUCUUAUGACUGUAAGGAAUGUGGGAAAGCCUUCACUAAUUACACAAAACUUACUACACAUAUCAGGAUUCACACUGGAGAGAAACCCUAUAAAUGUGAGGAAUGUGAAAGAGCCUUCACUAGUUCUAAAGGACUUAAAAAUCAUGUAAAGAUUCACAGAUGACCGAAGCCCCAUGAAUGAAAGGAAUGUGGGAAAACCUUCAUUAAUUUUCUCAUCAUAUUGUUCAUGGAAAGAGGACUUAUUGGAAGGAAGCUAUAUGCAAUAAUGUACAUGGGAAAGUCUCCCCUGAAUUCUCAUAUCUCACAGAAAUGUGAGAACUCACCAUGGGAAGGUAAGGUUUGUGGAAAACCUUUAAUCCUUACUUACCUUUAGCAAAUGAGGGCAAAUCUUUAGCAGACAUUUGCCCUCACAAUGGAGAGAAACCUUAUAAAUCUGAGAAAUAUGGAAAAGCUUUCAAUUUUUGCUCAAAUUGAUAGUUCAUAGAAGAAAUUACACUGGAGAGACAAGAUAUCUCAUCUUUAAAAACUCAUCCCUUAAAUUACACAAGACUACCCUUUGGAGAGAGACUAUGAUUGUGAUAAAUAUGAAGAAGACUUCAGUUCCAGCUUUUCGCUCCCUGGGUACAAGUGAGUACAUAGGCGAGAAACACUAAUCGUUGCUGCCAUUGCCUUUAUCAGUGUCUCAUCCUUAAAACAGGGACCGUAAUUCAUUAUUUGCCAGUUUUUCUUUCCUAAUUCAGUCCUAUAAUAUGAUGAAUAUUCCUCUUUGCACUUUCGGUUCUGCCACAUAAAUGUUGAUAUGUAGUACCUUCACUGCAAUCCACUUAUAUAAAUGUGGUCUUAUCUCCAAUGUGAUUCUAUUUAGACUCAUGGUUAAUAUGUUCUUUGAUAUCUUU